UCAGCUGGAGGCAGCAAUAAACAGAAGCAAAAUCUGCAGCGGAAAAAAAAAUAGAGGAGAAAAAAAGCUGCAGAUGUUAUGAUCUGAAAACAUCAGUGUAAAAUUUUUACACGAAGCCCUUCUUCUAAGAAGAAAGCCUUUUAUUUUUGUAUAAUGGUGUUUUAACUACCUCACUUAAAGGCUAUCUAAAGCUAUGCUUUAAGAAUUGUUGUCGUUUCUACUGUGUGUGAGAUCUCGUUUACAACUUGAAUAACACUGCAAAGGCAGGCCUUUGCUCCAAACCAAGUGAAACCUUACAUUUGCACUACAGAAGCCUGUCCACUCCUGUUUGUCAAAACCGAGAUCCAGCAAAGGGCUUCAAGUGAAAAAAAAAAAGAGACUCAAAAGAUCAGACAAAGAAUUGCAUAAAACAGCAACAAGCGGUACAUAAACACAAAUAAGAAAUUCAAAAAGGCAGCUACAGCUUUUUCUUUUGUGGACAACAAAGAGCACCCAAGUCAUCAACACUUGACGGUACAAGCAGUCAUGUUUCAGCGGCUGAGCAACCUGCUGUUCGGGGAGGUAGAAGAGGUGGCAGCCGAGCUGAAGGGACCCAACCCCUGUGUGACGGAGGCCGACGAGGAGGGAUGGAUGCUCGUCAACCUGCCUGAAGAGUCUGACUGCAUGAUGCAGGCAGAUGAUGAGACGGGAGCCCCAUUGAUUGCACAAUCAUCCCCAGACAGUAACCUAUCACAUCAUCAAGACACACAUACAAGGACUGAAUGCCCGGCCCCUCCUAUUCCUCACCCGUCUCACAAGCGCCGUAGAACACAUAAAGGUCAGGCGCGAGUUGCGUUAGCAUCAUCAGACCGCCUGUCUUGCCCCACCACUAGCCCAUCAGACUUGGGUGCCACCACACCCGUGACCCUGCCAAGGCGGGCCAGACUGUCCACGCCCUCCUCCACCCCAUCGAUGUCCCCUGGCUCUGGGAGUGAGUGUGGGGGCAGUGGGGGUAGCAGUAGGGCAGGCUCAGAGAGAGGCUGCAUGGAUGAGAGCUGGUUUGUCACCCCUCCCCCCUGUUUCACUGCAGAGGGAGCCACAGCAGAGGCCAGCCCCAUGGAGGACCUGCUCAUCGAGCACCCCAGCAUGUCUGUGUACGUCUCCCCGAACAAUUUGUCCAUGGUCUCCAACAGCAACCUGUCUGUGGUGGGAGAGGAAAGCAUUGUCAGCCUGGCGAGCAGCGUGAGCAGAGUGGCUGAACCAGCUGCUGCCCCCGCCACUCGCAGCACUAUGCCCACCAGGGUGAGCCGUGGAGCAGCUGCCCAGGCUGGUGCUCUGGCCAAGGUCACUCAAGUGGCAAGGGUCCAGCGUAGCAAAGCCCGCAUUGAGAGGCGCCAUCUGAGCCGCAACCGCAUCCAACGCCAAAACCGCACCAGGGAGCAGGUCCCUCGUCACGCAGCCCACGCCAGAAACACCUUCCUUCACCAGCCCAGCAAGCGUAACUUCUGCCACUAAACUCCCAAGCAGCCGGGGGAUCGUAUACUCUGAGGGCAUUAGACACACACCCAAGACACACAUGAUAAAAUAGUUUCACCCACAGCAUAUUUUCUUUAAAUUCUUCACAUUAGAUCCUAUUAACUCAGAUACCAGUAAACCAGUAGCUCUUAUCUUUUGGUUUAUACACAAACUGACUUCACCUGGUAGUUUUAUGCCCCGUUGUGCUGUUAUGAACCGAGCCCUCUGAGUAGAUCUGUGUAGAUCUUUAUUAUACUUAUUGUCCAUUGCAGUAUCCAAACAACUAAAAAAAAGUCUUCAAAAUAUUUACAAAGAUUAUACUUAGUAACAAUAAUAUCUGAAAAACAACAAAAAUUUUUUAGAUCUAUUGAUUUUCUUUCCUAUCUUAGUCAAAUCUUUUUUUCUCAAGUCUACCAUUACAUCUCCCCAACACUUUGUUAAAUUUGACGACAAUGAUUUGAAAUUGAAAUAACCAAGUGUACUUCCCUCUUUAAUGGAGGAACAGACUUCUCUGGAAACAGUGCAAGACAGAGACAAGUUAAGUCUUAGCAUCUUUUCAGCAGAAACAACUCAUCAUGUCUUCAAUGCUUUGAAUUUAAAGGGGACUCUAGCAAAAUAUGACUUCACUUUUAUUUAGAAGAGGUGGAAGGAUAUACCGUGUGUGGCGAGAGUGAGAGGAAGAUCACUACACAUUUGUUUCUCUCCAGUUUGCUUUGCCAAUAUGCGAAGUGAAACACAAAGGCAGGGAAACAUGGAGCAACCUGUUUCAUCAUAGGAAGUACAAUGUUGUGAGAUUUCUCUCUUCUCACUUUGUGAAGGUAGAGAGUAAGUAGACGAUGGUGAAGGUGUGAGCAAAACAGACUAAAGAGUAAAAGAAAUGACAUGAUUUAGAACUAGAACUAGAACUAAAAUGAAUGUGGUUAAUAUGAAAUGGUCAUAGGAAAGUGUUAUGUAACCCUCAGAGCAGCCUGUGAAUGAGUUAAAUUAAACAUCGGACUGUAUUGAAGGGCCUUUAGAAAAUGCCCCUUGAUUUCAUCUUUCUUUUAAUAAUGAAUAAGGUAGUUUCUUUUUGUGCAGGAUAAUGAAAGGAUAAUGAAGGACAGUGAAAGGAUGCAGGGUUUGCCUUUGGGUUACAGGGUCUGGAAGGUUGUAGUAAGUAAAGAGCGGUAUUGAUGGCAACUCUUUAUUUUGUUUUGUUACACAGUUUUCUGCUCAUUUUGACUUUUAAUUUGUAAUAUUAUUUUAUGGUCUCUCUCUGUGUGGUUCUAGCAAAGAAAGAACAGAAAGUCCCGUUCCUGUCAGACAAACAGAAAGUACACAUUUGGUUUUUAAAGCCAACAAAUUAAAAAUCACUCCCCAUGGAUCAUACACAGCAUGGUGAUCAUUAAAUGUGUGAUCUGUAAACUAAAGUUAUGUGCCCAGCACACGAGUCAUGUUCAUCCACAGUGUGUGCUGUGAUCUUACGUUAUCCAUGUGAACACCAAAAAGAAAGUACAAUCUAUUUACACAUCAGUUCCUUACAUUAAAAAAAAAAGUCACUGACUUCCAAGGACGCAAUUGUUAGGGAAAAAAAAGGGGAAGUAAACAUCUCCUUAAAGCCCAACAACAAGCAUCUUCCCCCUACAUCUUUCUCAUGGACGUGCGACACAUUUUCUACUAACAUCUACUCCAUUGUUGUCUUUCCCUUUGUCCUUAGCACAUCCAGCUCUAACAGUGUCCACUUAAAGAUCUAGCUUACUGAUAUGUGUUCAACAACAAUAGUAAACAAUGGUGCUGAAGUGUAUACUAAUGUUUGUAAAUUAUCUGAGACAUGGAUGUAAGUUUGCACUGUCAUACAUUUUGUGAGUCGAAGUUUUAGCAGUGUGCUGUGUGCUUGUUUUAUUUUUUGUUUUUCUUUUGUGAUUUUUUUUCCAUUUCUUUUUGUUUUGAUUCAAACUGUGUGUGAGAAGGUGUACUGACACGUUAAAUGCUAGAAACUCUUUUGAAAAAAAAAAAACCUGAAUAAUGGUCGUUUAUUUCUCUUGUAAAUAUUACAAAACAAUUUAUAACGCUCCGUUAGAUGUCAAAGCCUCUCAGGAUUUGAGUCCACAACGUUGUGUCCAAUGGGACUGAUGAGAAUCCUCUCUCUGCCUCACCUCUGUGCUCAUUAACAAAUCAAGAGGGCACUUCAGUGGCCAAAAGUGAUGUUUUUUGCCCCCAACUUCAGUCUCAUCUUUGUUGAGACGCACCAUACAAGCAGCACUAGACUAAGAGUUGAUGUGCCAUGGGAAAACACUGCCCUCCAGAGGGUCCACUUAGCACAGCACUUGUAUGGAUGCUGGUGAGGAUACAGUACAAUGACCUGAUUUUAGCAUCUGUACUGGUGUGUUGGAAGGACAGACUGAGAGUUUGGGGAUUCAUUUGGUUUGUUUGGAAAAUGCAAAUGUCUUUUCUCAUUAAAUCAUCUACAGAAAUAAGAAAAUAUUUAUUUUCCCUUGAAUCACAUACCACAAUUAUUUGUUUUUUUUUCCAUUUCUGCCAAUAUUCAUAUAUAUAUAUGUUAAUUUAUAAUAUAAUUAUGAAUAUUUUUGUUUUUGUUUUGUUUUCAAAGAUGACUAUUAUGUAUCCUGUUGAUUCCUCUAAACAGUGAAGGGAAUGCAUCUGAGGUGAUGAGUCUAAUAUGCACACGCAAAUAGUGAUCUCUCUGAUAUUUAGGCUUCCACCUACCCUAUGGGCUUACUAUUCUGUUUGUGCCUCAGAGGCUGAAUUUUGUUUGCCUGUUGAUACAAAAAAGUACAUACAGAAUGAAAACAGAAUAACAAUGAGAGAUCACAGGUGGAUGUGUGUGUACAAAAUGUAAAGCUCACCACAGAUACAUCUGCCGGUGCAAAUCUGUCUUUUUUUUCUUCAAUUUUUUUUCCUUCCUUUUCUCACCAAUGUCAUGUAAAAAGGCAGUGAGUUCUCAGUAUGUUGUGUGUGAUUAUUGAUAGGUGUGCUUGAAGAGUGGAUGUCAUCCAACAAUGGGAAGAGGGAGUGGUCACCCACUGUGUGGAGCCUAAAUGACAUGGGAGAUGUGGGCAGGGAAAGGAUGAGGCAGGAGACAAAUAGUUUAUAUAUUUAAAAAAAAAAAAAGAAAAUUAAAUUAAAUGUAUCAGAAAAAAUACAAUAGAAUAUGCUUGUAUUUUCCCA
This is a messenger RNA of Toxotes jaculatrix (banded archerfish), 4662 nucleotides long. It is a transcript of the gene tp53inp2b, whose product is annotated as tumor protein p53-inducible nuclear protein 2. Bases 526 to 1494 code for a protein of 322 amino acids. Gene Ontology annotation, cellular component: nucleus; autophagosome. Gene Ontology annotation, biological process: autophagosome assembly; positive regulation of DNA-templated transcription. The transcript is spliced from 4 exons. Lineage: Eukaryota; Metazoa; Chordata; Actinopteri; Toxotidae. The record is from RefSeq and is a predicted model, not a curated record.